This is a messenger RNA of Torulaspora globosa, 444 nucleotides long. RefSeq names its product phosphatase YCH1 (gene YCH1). The transcript has a single exon. The record is from RefSeq and is a predicted model, not a curated record. Gene Ontology annotation, cellular component: cytoplasm; nucleus. Bases 1 to 444 code for a protein of 147 amino acids. Gene Ontology annotation, molecular function: protein tyrosine phosphatase activity. Lineage: Eukaryota; Fungi; Ascomycota; Saccharomycetes; Saccharomycetales; Saccharomycetaceae.
AUGUCGUCCCGAACAAUCAACAAUAUCAGGUAUGUGGAUGCCACGGAACUCUUCCAAUGGUUAAAGCAGGGAUUAACAUCGCUAGGAUACCCAUUCAGAGUAAUAGAUGUUCGUGGCUCUGACUACGUUGGAGGCCACAUCAAGGGUUCGUGGAACUAUCCCUACAAAAGAUUAAGCCAGGAUGAAAAUGUGAUGAACGAGCUCAGAACAAGGCUGGCAGAGGCAACAGUCAAUGACGAGGUGAUGAACGUGGUUUUCCAUUGCGCUCAAUCGCAGCAGCGUGGACCUUCGGCAGCAAUGAAGUUUUUGAGACACCUAUCUGACCAGGAACUAGACAAAUUCAAGAUUUGGAUUCUCAGAGAUGGCUUCAACCACUGGCAAGAUAUCUACGGGGCAGACGCCACUGUUACCGAGGGCUACGAGCCAGAUCUGUGGUCCUGGUGA